Drosophila hydei is the source of this 2527-nucleotide messenger RNA. RefSeq names its product polyadenylate-binding protein. NCBI's taxonomy places the organism in Eukaryota, Metazoa, Arthropoda, Insecta, Diptera, Drosophilidae. The transcript has 3 exons. The coding region runs from base 724 to 1626 and encodes 300 amino acids. Gene Ontology annotation, molecular function: poly(U) RNA binding; poly(A) binding; mRNA 3'-UTR binding. The record is from RefSeq and is a predicted model, not a curated record. Gene Ontology annotation, cellular component: cytosol; ribonucleoprotein complex; nucleus.
GAAUCCAGUGUAUUUUUCACGUUGGCCGCUCGCGGUCACACUGUACACAUCCCUAUAGGUCUCGGCAGAAACAUAUAGAUUUUUUUUAUUAAACACUUACUACAUUAAACUAUAAAAAAACGCCGAAGUAGUUACGUUUUUUAUUGCUGUAACGUAGAAUAAGACGCAUCUCUUUGUUUGCAACGUGUACGUGUGUAGGGUAAGCCCGAGCAAGCCAAAAGUGAAAGUCCCAGAAAAAGUACAAAAAGAGAGAUAGUGUGAAAGAGAGAGAUAGAUAGAGAGAGAACGGUGAAAAAGAGCUAGAGUCUGGGUGAGAGAAAAACGAUUUUUUCAGAGAACAACGCGGAUUUUCGUAUUUGCUGUGGACGGGGAAACGUGUGUGUGAAUUGAGCAGAACCUGCCGAAAAUAAUUUGAAAGCAGAAGCAAAACCGAAACGCAACGUAAACGCAAACACAAACGCAACGCAACGCAACGGCGCCAAGCGAUAACAAAACGAGGCAAGCGAAAAUAAUAAUAAAAAACAAAAACAACAACGACAACAACAUAUACUGCAGCAGCAACAACAACAACAACAACAACAAUAAUAACCAUAGAAAAUAACGAGAAAAGUCAGCGCGCUGCCGAAGACCGUCAAAAUUCUCAGCCACAGCCAGCACACACCACCUUACAGCACCUGCACCCUAUUAGCUGCCACCACGCUCCACCACAAACAGCCAGCCAUAAUGUUCGUCAAUUCGAUGACGUUCCGUGGAAAUCCGGCUAACUAUCAUCAGCAGCAGCCGGCGCUCAAUCAUCAUACGCUGGCCGCCGCUGCUGCCCACCAUCAGCAGCAGCUGCAUCAUCAUGCCGCAGCAACUGGGCACCUGAGCCACGGCGUUGGGGGCGGUCAUGCGGCUAGCAAUCAUUUGGCUGCUGCUGCUGUGCUGGGACGACAUGGACAUAACUCCUUGAAUGCCGGGCACACAUCCACCUCAUCGCAUUCGAGUGGUGCCCUGGCCAGUGGCAGCAGCGGCAGCAGCAAUAGUUCGCCGGAUAGCGGAAAGAUUUACAUUAAGAACUUGGAGCGUUCGAUUGACAACAAGGCGGUGUACGAUACGUUCUCAGCGUUUGGCAACAUUUUGAAUUGUAAUGUGGCCAAGGAUGAGGAUGGAAAUUCGCGUGGAUAUGGCUUUGUGCACUUCGAUUCGGAGGAAGCCGCUCGAGCGGCCAUCGAGAAGGUCAAUGGAAUGCUAUGCAAUAACCAGAAGGUGCAUGUGGUCAAGUUUAUACCGCGACGAGAUCGCGAACAGGAGAAGGCAACCCAUUUUAAGAAUCUGUACGUGAAGAAUCUCAGCGAGGAGUUCACCGAGCAGCAUUUGCGUGAAAUGUUCGAGCCCUAUGGCCGCAUUACCAGUCACAAGUUGAUGCUGGACGAGGAGGGACGUUCGCGCCGUUUUGGAUUCGUGGCUUUCGAGAGUCCACAAUCGGCGCUGGCCGCCGUCAUUGGGCUACACGGCAAGCAGUUGGGCGACAACAAGUUCUUAUAUGUGGCACGAGCGCUCAGCAAGGCUGAGCGGCAGCAGGAGAUCAAUCGCAAGCUGGAGGAGCGCAAACGUCAGAAGGCCGGUCAAAUAUUUUAUUACUAAAAAUUGGCAACGGAACGGACGGAUCUAAACGCUGUUGCGUUAGAUGCGAAAGUAACAAGAAGUUUAUUUAGAGUCCCCCGAUCGCCGCUCACACAUAACAUACAAUAUAUACACACACACACAACAUACCUAUAUCUUCUAUAUAUGUAUAUAUAAUUAUAUAUAUAUAUAUAUAUAUAUAUAUAUAGAGAUAUUUAUGUGAAAUUGUAUUCUGCAUCAAGCAAAAGAUUAAAAACAAAUGCAAUACACAGCAAGCACAGAAGAGACAACACACACACACACACAUUUAGGUGUAGGCAACCCACACACUCACUUUCACACUCUUAUUCAAAUGGAAAAAUAAGGAAUUCACACACAUAGAUUUCCAAAUAUUAGAACUUAAAAUGAAAUCUAUUAUAACAAAUGCAAAACAAAUAAUAAUUCGCUAGUUUUUCUUUAACUUUCUUUCGAUUAGAUGUUUGUCUCUUGUUGAAUUUAAAGAGCAGAAGCCGAAGUAAAAAGUAAAUAAAAAGUAAAAUUAAAAAUGAUAAGCAGCUUCUAGCUUCACGAACAGAAUGCGUACGCAUACUUCUAAAUACAUUAAAUUACUUACUAAAUAAUAAUAAAAGAAACUCACGCAAUUAGCAAGUGAAUUCUAGGCAAGCGUCGAAACAAAUAUAUAGCUACCAUGUCGAGUCAAGUCAUGGGCAAAUAAUGAAUAUUUACACACAUACUAUAUAUAUUAAAACAAACUACACGAUUGAUGUAAAAUUCUAUAAACAAUUAAAGCACCCACUUUACGUAUAUAAAGGCAAAAAAAAACAUAAAAAAAAAACAAAAAAUUAAAAAAAAUAUAUAUUAUACGCUGUAGUUUAAAAGCGUUUAUAAUAAUACUCACACACACACACAUCCUAACUAAUGC